Molecule: messenger RNA, 961 nt
Organism: Scatophagus argus
Lineage: Eukaryota; Metazoa; Chordata; Actinopteri; Scatophagidae
Gene: epgn
Product: epithelial mitogen homolog (mouse)
Exons: 5
Coding region: 117-617 (166 amino acids)
Biological process (GO): positive regulation of mitotic nuclear division; epidermal growth factor receptor signaling pathway; positive regulation of cell population proliferation
Source: RefSeq, a predicted model, not a curated record
CUUUUCAGUGGUUGGAAGCCACUAUAUAAAGGACAAAGGGCUCCCACAGUGAUCACACUGCAUCAGCACAAGGAGUUGAAAGGACAUCACACUGAAAAUCACUGACAGAAGACAAGAUGUUUAGGCAAAGACAGACACAGCUGGAGAAGGCCGUCCUCUCAGCAGUGGCCGUGUUGCUUCUCCUGACCGCGGCAGGACAAUCUGCAGUGCUGACCGACAACCCGCAGACCACAGCAGCUCCUGCUCUGUCAAACUCAGCUCCGACCACACAGCUCAGCAACAGCAGUAUGGAGGAACCUGAGGUUCUGCGCUCACACAGAUCCUGCAGAGCCGAACAUGCAAACUACUGUGAAAACGGUGGACAGUGCAUGUACCCCCAGGACAGUGACAAGCCUUCUUGCAUCUGCACGCACUCGUAUGGCGGGCAUCGAUGCCUGUUCUUAAUUGUCAGCGAUCACACUACCAAACCAGCUGACACAGAGCAGCUGAUCGCCAUCUGUUUUGGAGUAGUCAUGCUCAUCUUUGCUCUGAUCAUCAUCGCUUUCUGCUUGGCCCGCAAGAAGUGUAUGAAAUCAGCACCACUAAUCAAAUCUGCCCCAUCUGAGACGUCAGUGUGACCUCGACGACUCGCUGUUCGUCAUCAUCCUCGUCUUCACCAUCAUUGCUACCACCUUUUUCAGUAUUAUCACUCAGCAGAAAAACAUGAACCAUAACUUUUCAUCAUGCAGUAAUCCACAGCAUUGACUUUGAUUUACAAAGCAAUUAAGAGACUUGAGAAAAGAUUACAAGAUUAAAGUUUGUCAGACCUGGUGGAGCCUUAAACAGGGUCAAAUGUUUGUCAUGUUAUAGUGCUUUAAACACUGAGGGAGAACAAAUCUGACUAUUUAUUGUAAUAUUGCAAUUAACUUAUUGAAAGUGUUCUAUUUAUUGAAUUUUUUGUAAUAAACUUGGUAGAAAUGAA